Messenger RNA from Phragmites australis (common reed), 3719 nucleotides. Its product is annotated as phytosulfokine receptor 1-like. Gene Ontology annotation, molecular function: protein kinase activity; ATP binding; protein binding. The record is from RefSeq and is a predicted model, not a curated record. The transcript has a single exon. Gene Ontology annotation, biological process: hormone-mediated signaling pathway; protein phosphorylation. NCBI's taxonomy places the organism in Eukaryota, Viridiplantae, Streptophyta, Magnoliopsida, Poales, Poaceae. Gene Ontology annotation, cellular component: plasma membrane. The coding region runs from base 361 to 3507 and encodes 1048 amino acids.
GCAAAAGCGAUGGUUAGGCCAAUUUUGAACAGAGGUCAAAAGACUUCCAACCAUGGAUUUUUGUAGCAAGUUGACAAGAAAAUUUGGGUCUGCCACGGCUGAGCGCUUGCACAAUCACAAAGUCAAAACCGAAGCACACCACGCCGCCUCCCUGACCUCCCUGCUAGACUGUCCCGUCGUCUCCCACCUCACCUGCUCCAUCUUUCUCUCCACUUUCCACCAUUGUUGCUUGGGGUGCAAGAGCGCAGGAGAGGCCAGCUUUACGCACCAUAUGGCUUAGAUAUCGUACAGGUCCUGAAAAGGCCAAACAAGAAGUCUUCUUCCCUGCUCAGCGCCAUCACUGUACUGCUUCUUGCUUCUAUGGAUCAUUUCUUGAUGCAAGGCACCACCACAUGGCCAUUCCGUUUCUUCCUCUGCUUGUCUGUCGUGCUGCUCUUCUUGUCUCCAGCCAACUCCCUGAACCAGAGUUCCUGCAACCCAGGUGACCUUAAUGCCCUGGACGGCUUCUCGAAAAGUCUGGCUGGAGGCGUCAGUGGCUGGACGUUCCCAAACGCGACCUCCGACAUGGCCAACUGUUGUGCAUGGCCCGGCGUCAAGUGCGAUGACGGUGAGCGAGUCGUUGGGUUGGACCUCCAAGGCACGAGGCUAAGGGGCGAGCUGCCACUUUCGCUCGCGCAGCUGGACAAGCUCCAGUGGCUCGACCUCUCCGACAACAGCUUCCGUGGUGCUGUCCCGGCGCCCGUGUUCCAGCUCCAGAGGCUGCAGCGGCUCGACCUCAGCUACAACGAGCUCUCCGGCGUGUUCCCAGACAACAUGUCUCUCCCGCUGAUCGAGGUCUUCAAUAUAUCCUACAACUUCUUCAACGGCUCCCACCCCACGCUCCGAGGUUCGCCGUGGCUCGCUGUGUUCGACGCAGGAUACAACAUGUUUUCCGGGCAAAUUGACACAAGCAUAUGUGAGUCGUCUGGUGCAAUUCGAGUGCUGCGAUUCACAUCUAAUCUCUUCACUGGGGACAUCCCAGCAGGCUUCAGGAACUGCAGAAAGCUGGAGGAGUUAUAUAUUGAGCUCAACAGCAUCUCAGGUAGCUUACCAGAUGAUCUUUUCAGGCUGCCAUCUCUGAAGAACCUGUCUCUGCAGGAGAAUCAGCUCUCUGGUAGGAUGAGCCCAAGGUUUGGCAAUCUAUCCAGCCUUGCUAGGCUGGACAUAUCUUUCAAUUCAUUCUCUGGGUACCUUCCAAAUGUUUUUGGUAGCCUUGGCAAGUUGGAGUACUUCUCUGCACAGUCCAACUUCUUCAGGGGCCCAUUGCCUUUCUCACUGUCCCGUUCGCCAUCACUGAAGAUGUUGUACCUGAGGAACAAUUCGCUGAGUGGAGAGAUCAAUCUCAAUUGUUCCGUGAUGACACAACUGAGCUCACUUGACCUUGGCGCAAAUAAGUUCAUUGGCACAAUUGAUAGUUUGUCAGAUUGCUUUCGUCUGAAAAGCCUGAAUCUUGCCACAAACAACCUCAGUGGUGAAAUCCCUGCUGGUUUCAGGAAGCUUCAGUUGCUAGCCUAUAUCUCACUCUCAAACAAUAGCUUCACAAAUGUGCCUUUAGCACUAUCUGUCCUUCAAGACUGUUCAAGCCUAACAAGCCUCGUGCUGACAAAGAACUUCCGUGAUGGGAAGGCCUUGCCGAUGACUGGAAUACAUGGCUUUCAUAACAUACAAGUGUUUGUCAUUGCUAAUAGCCAUCUUUUAGGAUCGGUACCACCAUGGCUAGCUAAUUUCACAGAGUUGAAGGUGCUGGAUCUGUCAUGGAAUCAGUUGGUCGGGAAUAUUCCAGCAUGGAUUGGUGAUCUUGAGUUUCUGUUUUAUUUGGAUCUUUCUAACAAUUCACUUACUGGAGGAAUUCCAAAAAGCUUGUCAAGCAUGAAGGGCCUUCUAACACACAUCUCGCAGCAAUCUACAGAGACUGAUUAUUUUCCUUUCUUCAUUAAAAGGAACAAGACAUGCAAAGGGUUGCAGUACAAUCAGGUUAGCAGCUUCCCGCCCUCUCUAGUUCUCAGCCAUAACAAGCUCAGUGGUCCCAUAUUGCCGGGCUUUGGAGGCCUCAAGAACCUGCAUGUAUUGGACUUCAGCAACAACCAUAUUUCUGGCAUCAUUCCUGGUGAGCUAUCAGGCAUGUCAAGCUUGGAAUCUUUGGAUUUAUCACAUAAUAAUCUUACCAGGGGCAUCCCAUCUUCACUAACAAAGCUGAAUUUUCUAUCAAGCUUCAGUGUGGCAUACAACAAUCUGAAUGGUACCGUUCCAUCAGGAGGGCAAUUCUCGACAUUCACUAGUUCUGCUUAUGAGGGUAACCCCAAACUCUGCGGCAUCCACUUAGGAGUCCAGUGUCAUUCAACUCAUGCACCUACGAUGCCUGUAACAAAUAACAGAAAGAACAAGGGUAUCAUAAUAGGAAUAGCUCUUGGUAUUACACUUGGAGCAGCAUUUGUUUUGUCUGUUGCUGUUUUACUUGUUUUGAAGAUGAGCUUCAGAAGGCAGGAUCAUAUAGUAAAGACUGUCGCAGAUGCAAAAGGAGCCCUCGAGUUGGCACCAGCCUCACUGGUGCUUCUGUUUCAGAACAAGGAUGAUAAGGCACUGACCAUCAGUGACAUCUUGAAAUCAACAAACAACUUUGAUCAGGCUAACAUCAUUGGUUGUGGUGGCUUUGGUCUAGUGUACAAGGCAACAUUACCAGAUGGAGCAACGAUCGCCAUCAAACGACUAUCAGGUGAUUUUGGUCAGAUGGAGCGUGAGUUCAAAGCAGAAGUGGAGACGUUAUCAAAAGCUCAGCAUCCCAAUCUUGUGCUUCUGCAAGGUUACUGCAGGAUUGGCAGUGAUAGACUCCUGAUAUACUCUUUCAUGGAGAAUGGCAGCUUAGACCAUUGGCUUCAUGAAAAUCCUGAUGGUCCAUCUAGAUUAAUCUGGCAAAGAAGGCUACAGAUAGCAAAAGGAGCAGCAAGAGGUUUGGCAUACUUGCACUUGUCAUGCCAACCUCACAUUCUCCAUCGCGACAUCAAGUCAAGCAACAUCCUUCUGGAUGAGAAUUUUGAAGCCCGUUUGGCUGAUUUUGGGCUUGCUCGGCUUAUUUGUCCCUAUGCUACACAUGUGACAACUGAUCUAGUUGGCACACUGGGUUACAUCCCACCUGAGUAUGGCCAGUCUUCGGUAGCCACUUUCAAGGGUGAUGUUUAUAGUUUUGGCAUUGUCCUUCUGGAGUUAUUAACUGGAAAGAGGCCUGUAGAUAUGUGCAAGCCGAAGGGAGCUCGGGAGUUGGUCUCGUGGGUUAUACAUAUGAAAGAAGAAAACCGUGAAGCUGAUGUCUUGGACCGUGCAAUGUAUGAUAAGAAGUUUGAGAUGCAAAUGAUGCAAAUGAUUGAUAUUGCAUGUUUCUGCGUAAGUGACUCACCAAAACUGAGACCAUUAAUACAUCAGCUAGUGCAAUGGCCUGACAACAUUGGGGCUAGCAAUGAAGCAUCAAAGUGAGGCAAGUUCAAUAACAGCAACCAUUGUGGAAAUCCGUGCUUAAUUUAUCUACUCUCAGUUGAAUUUUCUACUCAUACCGAAGGAUGUAAGAUAAUGCAUGAUGAUUGUAUACAAAAUAGUGCUUGUUUCAUGGGAGUCUAACUCACUAAUUCAAUAACAGAAAGACUUGAUAUUUCAUAUGCAGCAGAUGCAAUUUUGCAAAAUUCAAGAAA